AUGGAGAAGUCUACAUGGUGCUCCCUCCCGGCUUCCAAAGCUCAAAACCAAAUCAGCCAAUCGAAAGUUGAUCCUUCCCUAUUCAGCAAAGGGAAUGGCAACACUUUUAUUGUUCUACAUGUGUACGUUGAUGAUAUUUUAGUAGCAAGUGCCAACAUGGAGUUAAUCACAGAGCUUAAGAUGUUCCUAGACAACACUUUCAAGAUCAAAAAUCGUGGCCCUUUAGGCUAUUUCCUGGGAAUAGAAGAAAAAUCAUCAACAGAUGACCUAAAUAUAUGCCAACGCAAAUAUGUAUUGGAAAUUCUGGAAGAAACUGGCUUCCUUGGAUGCAAGCCCGCAAGCACACCCAUGGCGCAAAACCUGAAGCUUAAUCAUGAUGGAACACUUCCGGAUGAUCAUACUAGUUAUCGAAGGCUUGUUGGGAAGUUGCUAUACCUCACUACUACAAGACUCGACAUUGCCUAUGUCAUCCAACAGCUAAGCCAAUUUGUUGAUGCCCCAACAAAUCAUCACCUAACUGCGGCUCACCGAGUACUGAGGUACAUUAAACAAUCACCAGGGCAAGGCCUCUUUUAUCCAGUCAGCACAAAUUUGCACCUAAAGGUAUUCUCCAAUUUGGAUUGGGCUAAUUGUAGUGAGACUCGAAAGUCCAUCACGGGGUAUUGUGUCUUCCUGGGAUUUGCCUUAAUUUCGUGGAGGUCCAAGAAACAAGCAACGGUAUCAAGAUCAUCUUCCAAAGCUGAGUACCGUGGCUUGGCAGACACCGUAUGUGAAGUGCAAUGGUUGAGAUAUCUUCUACAUGAUAUGCAGGUUACACUUACCAAGCCUACAACCAUCUUUUGUGACAGCAAGUCGGCAGUGGCAACCGCUGAAAAUCAUUUAUUUCAUGAACGGACGAAACAUAUUGAUAUUGAUUGUUGUGUCGUCUGGGAGAAGCUUAGCAAGGGUUGA
Messenger RNA from Ipomoea nil (Japanese morning glory), 951 nucleotides. RefSeq lists its product as uncharacterized. Bases 1 to 951 code for a protein of 316 amino acids. The record is from RefSeq and is a predicted model, not a curated record. The transcript has 2 exons. Lineage: Eukaryota; Viridiplantae; Streptophyta; Magnoliopsida; Solanales; Convolvulaceae.